Molecule: messenger RNA, 985 nt
Organism: Symbiodinium necroappetens
Lineage: Eukaryota; Dinophyceae; Suessiales; Symbiodiniaceae
Source: the annotation of a GenBank genome assembly
AUGGCGAGUGCCGGUGGCUAUCCUUCCUCGCAGGCUGUAGGCUCGAACGCGAAAUUCAAGAUUGGUCUCUGCCAGACUGGCGUCAGCCAUGACAAGAAGGAGAGCCUGGCCAAUGCGAAAGCAGCCAUUGAAGAAGCCGCGAAGAAGGGCGCCGAGCUGGUGGUUCUUGGUGAGAUGUUUAGCUGCCCCUACGCCACGAAGUACUUCCACGAGUAUGGUGAGCGGCUGCCCUUGCCAGGUGUGGACAUAAAGCUAACGUUGCUGAGGCUGAGCGUAAUCGCCUCUUUGAGCGCAGGGCUUGCGAUUAUGGCAGGCAAGAAGGUCGUUGUGGUUGGACAUGGCCCCAUUGGUCAUUCCUUCAUAGAGAAACUGGCUGAGAGGGAGGCCGGGUUCGAAAUCACGGUGAUUUGCGAGGAGCCUCGUCCAGCAUACAAUCGCGUCAUGCUGACGCAGUACUUCUUGGAUUGCGAUGGCGACAAGCAUGACCAGAUGAAGUUGUCGUAUUGGAGCGAGGAGGACUUGAAGAGCAAGAAUGUCAAGCUUGUCUAUGGUCGUGCAACCAGUAUUGACCGUGACAACAAGGCCGUUGCGUACUCCAAAGUCAGCCACGGUGGAAGCUCUGUCGAUGAAGAUGCAGAUUCAUUGAAGUACGACAUCCUGGUGCUUUGCACUGGCAGCUUCUGCUUUGUUCCACCAACUCCCGGCUUCGUUUUGCCAGAAAAGAAGAACCCCCAGUGGCCGGAUGACCCAGCUUCUCGCCCUGAAGGUGUCUUCGUGUACAGGACGAUCGAAGAUCUUGAAGCACUCAUCGCUGCAGCAAAGAAAUCCAAGCGAGCAGCCGUGAUUGGAGGCGGUCUCUUGGGCCUCGAGGCUGCAAAGGCGGUGUAUGAUCUCGAGAUGGAAAGCCACGUCGUGGAGAUGGCCCCGUACCUCAUGCCUACGCAGCUCAACGAGGAAGCUGGCAAAGCCUUGGAGAGGAAGAUAA